Molecule: messenger RNA, 1968 nt
Organism: Glycine soja
Lineage: Eukaryota; Viridiplantae; Streptophyta; Magnoliopsida; Fabales; Fabaceae
Exons: 1
Coding region: 95-1807 (570 amino acids)
Source: RefSeq, a predicted model, not a curated record
UACAGUAUUACUUCAUCCCUAAUCAACCCUAACAAAAUACCCAAGAAACGUACUUAAAUAUUCAAAAAUAAAAAACCACCCAUAAUUUCAAAACAUGGAGAAGAUGGAGCAUUUCAGCCACAUCCACCCUCUACUGUUAAAGCAGGAACAUAGCAAUAAUUACAACAACCAAGUCCUUUGUUCAGGUUGUGAAGAACUAAUCUCAUCAGGUCCUGUCUUCUGUUGUGUCCAAUGCAACUAUGUCCUUCACAAAAAAUGCGCACAAAUUGCACGCCAUGUGAAACACCCAUUUCACCCUCAACACCCCCUUGUUCUCCUUUCCACCACCCCUUAUGAAGGACCAUACGUAUGUGAUUCCUGUAGAGGCCUCUUCAGUAACUUCGUUUACCAUUGUUAUCAGUGCAACUACGACCUUGAUGUCUCAUGUGCUUCUCAGUUUAACCCUGAUGAUGGCCACAAGCAUGAGUUUUUGUCACUGACAAAUCCACAAUCUUUUGUUUGUUAUGCUUGUGGCAUGUAUGCAAACGAGGGUCUUGCUUGCUUAUGCACCGUUUGUCAGAUUUGGGUUCAUUCUGGUUGUGCUGAAUUACCUCUUGCUAUUAGAAUAAAAGGCCAUGACCACCCUUUGAAGCUCACUUAUACCCUUCAUCAUUUUUAUGGUUUCUGGGGCAAGUUAACUUGUGGUUUUUGUAAUGAAGCGAUGAAUCCAGCUUUUGCGGGUUACUUUUGCUCAACAUGCAAAUUUGCCGUGCAUUGUCCGCAACAACAUUUAGGAGAGUAUGAAGAUAAGGAAUCAUUCUCAGGCUAUGAAACUGAGGAGGAAUCUCAAGAUAUUGAUUUCACUUUUAAUUUCUUUGGUCAUGAACAUUUGUUGAAGUUCACGGAGGAAUUAGAGAAUGAUGAUGAUGAUGUGCAAUGUUUUGAUAAACUCUGUGAUGCGUGCGUCCAACCCAUCAUGCCACCUUUCUUUUCCUGUGAAGAAGAAAAUUGUGGCUUCUUUUUGCACCAAAGUUGUGCCGAAUUACCAAGAACGAAGCAACACCCGUUUCACAAGCACCCUCUAACUCUUCAAUCCAAGGCUCCUUAUGAUGGAAUUUACAAGUGCGACGGAUGCAGAAGAUUGAGCAAUGGUUUUGUUUACCGUUGUGACGUGUGUCAAUUCGACCUUGACGUUUGUUGUGCUUCCCUUGAAGAGAGAAUUGAACAUGAAAGUCACAAGCAUCCCUUGUUCCUCAAGAAGACAAGUGUUGCGAGGCAAUGCAAAGGUUGUCAUCUAUGGUCGAAGCUUGUGUUUGUGUGUGAUGUUUGUGAGGAUUUUGCUAUUGAUUGUGGAUGUGCUACUCUACUGAGUAAAGCGUGGCACGUGUAUGACAAGCAUCCUCUAAGUCUAAACUAUUGGAUUGAAGGGGAUUUGAGGGAACAUGAAUGUGGCAUUUGCAAUGAGAAAAUGUCUAAGAAGCAAUGGUUUUAUUGCUGUGAUGAUUGUGACUCUGGUGCUCACCCUUAUUGUGUUGUUGGCAAGUUUAGGCGGAUGAAGUUUGGAGGAAGUUUCCAAUAUGAUGUUCACUCACACCCUCUUGCUCUGGUUGAAGAAACUGAGCAGAAGAAUGAAUGUGGAGCCUGUGGUGAACACUGCAAUGGAUGGACACUUGAAUGUGGCCAAUGCAAACGCUACUUUCACAGGGAAGGACAGUGUUUUUGGAAGGAAUUUAAAAAGAGUGCUAAGUAUUUGGAGUUAUCAGGAAUGAUGAGACACAGGUAUGCAGCAAACGUGUUGGCCUCCACGCCAAAUGCAACCACAAAGUGAGGGCCUCAUAAAGAAAAACCGCUGCCUCGAUCACUAGCCCUCUCUUAAUUAAGAAAACCACACUAUGUUAUGUUGUGUUACACAUACAUUUGCAAUUAAACUGAUAUAAUAUGUUAUACAAGACAUUCCUUGUUCAUAUUCAAGACUUGUGAUUCUUCUCA